Messenger RNA from Dicentrarchus labrax (European seabass), 4730 nucleotides. RefSeq names its product lin-54 DREAM MuvB core complex component (gene lin54). Gene Ontology annotation, cellular component: nucleus. NCBI's taxonomy places the organism in Eukaryota, Metazoa, Chordata, Actinopteri, Moronidae. The coding region runs from base 143 to 2608 and encodes 821 amino acids. The transcript has 14 exons. Gene Ontology annotation, biological process: regulation of DNA-templated transcription. The record is from RefSeq and is a predicted model, not a curated record.
GCGGAGGGCGUGGUCAGGUUGUGAAAUGUCAGGGAGGAAUGGCGCUCGGCGCGGUAUUUUGAACAAUCGCCUUUUCCUUUCCUCGUUUUAUCUGGAGCCGUUGCCCAGCGUAAAUACCUCGGAGAGCUGAGACUUUGCAAGCAUGGAUGUGGUAUCACCAGAGCUCAACAGCCUCCUUCCUGAUGAGAUCAUGGAUACUGAGGCCAUAGAGGACAUCCCUCACUCCCAACCUGACGGCGCCGCGGUUCAGCCAGAGCCCGGCGAUGACACAUCGGUCCCGAUGGAAACGGAUACACCCAUGGCUUCAGAAAAUCUGAGCCUCUGUUCGGAUGCUUCUUCCUCAACACAACACACUCAGGCUCUGACCACAUCCACUGCCACAGACUCAACAUUCAGCAUCAGCUCCGCAAGUCAGCUUCCCAUCUCAAUUUCCAGCACAUCGUCACCCCUUCUUACCCUCAAACCAUCCAUGGUUACUUCCACAGCCACCACCAAAACUACAGAUAGCGUUACUGGGACUACUGUGUCUACAAGUGGGUUGCAGAAGCUCACGGCUCCGUUUACCAUCUCUGCCGCAAACCACCAGAUCAUUCUCAACAAGGUGGCCUCAGCUCAAGCCACAGAAGCAGCAAAGUCUGCAGGUACUCAGCCCCAGGUCAUCAAGCAGGAGGGACAGAAACUUUUGGUUACAGCAAUAGGAAAGUCGGGGCAGCCUAUAGUGCUGCAGUUACCCCACACAGGCAGCAAGCCUGGCGUUUCACAGACUGCAGGAGACCCCAAAUCUCAAGCUCCACAGUUUAAAGUGGUGACUAUAGGUGGGAGGUCGGAGCUGAAGCAAGUGGUGGGCAGUGCUGGCAACCAGGUGACCACAUUACAGGCCCAGCAGCUGAAGGCCGUACAGAUUGCUAAGAAAACACCAACAUCCUCAGCUGCACCAAUCAAGUUCAUCAUCACAAAAACUGUUAACAGCAAAGGUCUAAGUCCUCAGACAUCCGUGUCUCCUGUUAUUGCAGGACGGGUCCUGACGCAGAAUUCCCCAGGGAUGCCCCCGAGGACCAUUACCAUCUCCGAGCCCCACAACACAAGUAUACAAAGUCUCCCCGGCAAAAAGAUCGCUAUAUCGCCUCUUAAGACUCCCAGCAAGGUGACUGUGGUGUCUGUGGCCUCGCCGACCUCCAAUGCCUCUCAGAAGUCAGUGGCGCUGCCCGUCAACGUAGCUCUUGGCCAGCAGAUCCUCACAGUCCAGCAGUCCACGUCUGCAUCUCCGGUCAAGGUGGCCGCCAGCCAAGCCACGACACAGCUCCGUCUCCUGCUCGAACAUUUUCAGAAUAUUAAACCAGUGCAGUCUGUGGCCGUGGGAGGAGUCGGCGGCUCCCAGUUCAAGACCAUCAUCCCACUGGCCACGCAGCCGAACGUGCAGCAGAUUCAGGUGCCAGGAAGCCGGUUCCACUACGUCCGCCUCGUCACAGCAACCACAGCUAGCAGCACGGGGCAGCCCAGCGGUCCCAGCACCAGCUCUAUACAGACAGCUAAACCGAUGGUGGUGAGUACAGGAGCCGUCAGGAUGUCUGUCCCAAUCGUCCAAGCACAGACCAUCAAGCAGGUGGCACCUAAGCCCUUGACGUCAGCAGCAGUAGUAACCACCACUCAGACCCAGCAACGGCUGAUAAUGCCUGCAACCCCUCUACCCCAGAUCCAGCCCAACUUCACCAACCUCCCUCCAGGCACCGUUCUGGCACCAGCUCCAGGAGGCGGGAACGUGGGCUAUGCAGUCGUGCCAGCACAAUAUGUCACACAGCUCCAGCAGUCACCGUUUGUGACCCUCGCCAGCAGCUCUAAUUUCCCCGCGUCCACUGGUAUCCAGACUCAGGCCAGAUUGCCACUCAAUGGCUUGUCAACAGCAGAAGCAACGUCAAGACCAAGGAAACCAUGCAACUGCACCAAGUCGCAGUGUCUCAAACUAUACUGUGACUGCUUUGCAAACGGAGAGUUCUGCAAUAAUUGUAACUGCAAUAACUGCUUCAAUAACCUGGAACAUGAAACAGAACGUCUCAAAGCUAUAAAGACGUGUCUCGACCGGAACCCGGAGGCCUUCAAACCUAAAAUUGGCAAAGGCAAAGAGGGAGAGUCGGACCGCAGACACAGCAAAGGCUGCAACUGCAAACGGUCGGGCUGCCUGAAGAACUACUGCGAGUGCUACGAGGCGAAGAUCAUGUGCUCGUCCAUUUGUAAGUGCGUCGGAUGCAAAAACUUUGAGGAGAGCCCAGAGAGGAAGACCCUGAUGCACCUGGCGGAUGCAGCAGAAGUGAGAGUACAGCAGCAGACUGCAGCGAAGACCAAGCUCUCCUCACAGAUCUCAGACCUGCUAAUGCGGACGACGCCUGUUAUUUCGAGUGGAGGCGGGAGGCUGCCAUAUACGUUUGUAACAAAGGAGGUGCUUGAAGCGACGUGCGAGUGUCUGCUGGAACAGGCCAAAAAGGCAGAACAGACUCAUCAGCCUCAGGCCGAAACGGAGCGAUUGAUCCUGGAGGAGUUCGGACACUGCCUCAUGAGGAUAAUCAGCUCCGCGGGGAAAGCCAAAGCAGACUGUGCCUCCAUCAACUGCUAGGCCAGGAACUGUGGCUCUUUCCCCGCCCUCUUACCCCGCCCCCAGCUGUAGGAGGGGGGCCCCCUCCCCCCGAGAGGCACGGAUGACUCUGCGCUCUUUCUCGGACCCCUGUAGGGGGGUUUUCUCUCCUGCAGGGAAACAGGUUGUCUCUAACAUCAAGAGGCAGAACAAUGGCCUGAAAGUAGAUUCCCCUGCCCUGGGCAAGCGAAGGCCAGCUGGAAUAAUAAACAUGGAACGGGCUCUAACUGAAGGACAAACAGACAGACCUUCGAAGCCGUUCUCUCACUUCUUGUUCUCCUGGCUGCGACGGACAGAAACGGCCGAGCGAGGUAGUGCUGAACAGGAACUGAAUCGUUUCUUCACUUUAUUUUCCCUACGAGGCCCUAGCCGAUCUGUUUCUCCAACCUUUUGUUCUUCCAUUUUAUUCUUCUCUUAUUCUUUCCCUUUUUUUGAGGUUUUCGAUAAAAAAAAGAAAUGCCUGUAAUUUUUAUGUAAUCAUUUGUGCUUACAGUAGACAAACAGAACAUGUAUCUUUUGAUAUUUAUUUUGACAAGUAUUUGUAAUCAAUGUGAGCGCUAAUAUUGUGUGGCUUUAUAGUGCUGCAAACUGUUAAUUAUUAACCAAGGCUAGGCUAAAUUGUUUCUAUGAAAAUGAGUAGAGGCAAUCUUAGGUUUUUAUCCUAAAGGUAAGUUGAAUGCACACACGUAAUGCAUUAUGCACACAUGCACAGAUACACAGCACCGCUCAGACUAGUUGGAACGUGACUGGCGGGAGGGUACACAGUUCUUCUGGUGCUGUUUUCUGUUUUAUUAGUCACAUGCUUACUGUACAUUAAAAACACCGUGAAUGGAAAAAUAAUUGAGACUUGUUAAAUGACUGGAGGAAAGCAGGAACACAUAAAACAAAGAUGACAGUUUCCUGAUCUGUCUGAGGCUGGAUUAAUGUCGCAGGGGCACAAAUGAAGAGCAAUUAAAGGAGCAAACAUCCAUUUUGACAUUUUAAUAGAAGGUAAAGCACAGAAGUAAUUAAUAAUAUAAUUUACGUAUGCUUGUUCCAGUGUUCUGUUGUUGCGUUUGCUGGCUAAUUAGCACAACUUAAAGCAGCAACAUGAACUUUGUGUUUUGUGUUGAUUCUGGCGGCCCCUGUGGACAAAAGCAGUAGUGUUUCUACCGUCUCAUUUCAUUCAUUUCGAGGUGAAUCUGUUCAAUGGCAGGCAUUAAGAAUAACUAUAAAGAAACAGCCCAUCUUCUCACUGAUGGUCUUGUUUCAUGUCGGUCAUAUAGAGGCAUCAGGAUUAAAUCACGACUGUUUCAUAACCAUUUUAAACUCCGUACAUAUCAUCAGAGCUGCUUGUGGGACGGUCGAAUAGCUUCAGGAAUCCUCGAGGUUUGAACUCAUUACGCAAUAACUUCUGUCCCUUUUUCAUGUGAGUGCAACACUAUUAAUGUCUUCCAGGAGAGACUGAAAUCGUGUGCCCUUAUUUAAACAUCACGGCCAGCUUCCUGCCUUCCAGUGGGGCCGUUUGGAACGACUGUAAACACUUUUGAUUUCCGGGUAAAAACGCGUUCUGCGAACUAGUUAUCUUUCUAGUCCAACGCAUCCUUACCAGGAAACAGAAAGGCCCCAAAAACCUAUUUUCUCUGUUGGUUACUUACUGGGAGUAACUACAUGAAUUCUACAUUAGUUUUGGUUAUUUCUCAUAAGAGAUUUCUGUGUUUGUUUGCUGUCAGUGCUCUUGUGCAGGGUGCAGUUGGAAAAGGGUGAAAGGAUCACAUCUCUCUGUGCAUCAAUCAGAGUUUAGGAACAUUGGAGUGAAAAGGAGAUUUUUCAUUCACUGUCCUGAUGAAGCAGAUUAGCUACUUUUGGACAGUUAAACUCUUAAUAAACAGUAAAAAAAUAUAUUUUAUUCCAAACUGAGUGAUUGUUGCACAUUUAGUGAAUGAAUAUUUAAGGUGGAUAAUUAAAUCCAGGGGCUUUAUUUCUUCAGUAUUUCUCUCCAACAUAGAGCUAGAGUUAUAGCUUCUCAGGUGUGAUGAUGUGGUGCUUUUGUGUGUUUUUGUUGUCUGUAAAUGGAAUAUUUUGGGUUUUGGAUGAAUAAAAGAAGCAAUUUGAUUACAUCAUA